Messenger RNA from Cynara cardunculus var. scolymus (artichoke), 765 nucleotides. Its product is annotated as dehydration-responsive element-binding protein 1D-like. The transcript has a single exon. Gene Ontology annotation, molecular function: DNA-binding transcription factor activity; DNA binding. The record is from RefSeq and is a predicted model, not a curated record. NCBI's taxonomy places the organism in Eukaryota, Viridiplantae, Streptophyta, Magnoliopsida, Asterales, Asteraceae. Gene Ontology annotation, biological process: regulation of DNA-templated transcription. The coding region runs from base 43 to 684 and encodes 213 amino acids.
AAACCAACUCAAGUUUCAUUCAGUGAUCAUAACUACCAAUCAAUGACUACUUUUAUCCAAUUCAAUACCUUCUCCCCUCCCACUGAAUCUUGUUCAACUUCCGACUGCAGCACCACCGGAAGUAAUAGUUUUUUCGACGAGGAGAUCAAACUGGCUUCAAGAAAUCCCAAAAAAAGAGCUGGAAGGAAGAAAUUCAAAGAAACACGCCACCCAGUUUACAGGGGUGUAAGGAGAAGGGAUUCCGGCAAGUGGGUCUGUGAAGUGAGACAACCUAAUAAGAAAACCAGUUUAUGGCUAGGGACCUAUCCAACGGCGGACAUGGCUGCUAGAGCUCAUGACGUCGCCGUUUUGGCUAUGAAGGGCCGUUCAGCCUGUUUGAAUUUUGCUGACUCAUUGUGGCGGUUGCCGAUCCCGGAAUCUAGUUCUGUCAAGGAUAUUCAGAGAGCGGCGGUGGAGGGGGCUGAAGCUUUCCGGCCGGUGGAGUCUGAUGUGGCGGAGGUGGAAGAAAGUAAAGAGUUGGCCGGAAAUGUGUUUUAUAUGGAUGAAGAAGCGAUAUUUGGGAUGCCGGAAUUUUUUGCCUACAUGGCGGAGGGGUUGAUGCUACCGCCGCCUAUUACCGUUGGAUACGACAACUGUGAAGAUAACGUGGAAUUUAGUAUUGACGCGUCCUUGUGGACUUUCUAACUUCGAAAUAUAAUUUUUGGUUCUACCUACGUAUCCCUUAAUACGAAUAAAAAUCAAUUAUCAAACAAUUUUAUUCAUUUA